CAAGCACUGAGAGAAAGAGAAAGAGAGAAAUUAACCAUGUGAGCGUGUUGUAUUGACAUGGGGAAGAUGCAACUUUAUUAACACAACAUCAUGUUCAUCAUGUUGUGUCCUUUUACACAAACACUUAACUCUCCACAUCUUUCAGAAUUCUACACUUUUCCAGUUUCUAUUUCUCUCUUUUUCCUCUCUCCUCUUCUCAUGAUUUAGAGUACAUACUUGGGUUCUGUAUUAUCAGUGUCGUGUAUUGUAGAUUGGUCAACUCUUUUCUUUCCUUUGCUUGUUGCUACACAACACCUAUAGCUUUUACUACAACAAUCUUUCUUUCUUCCUAUAAAUAAAGUGUUCUUUGCUCAACUUCUUCGCCAUUCUAUCUUCCUCACUCAAGAACCCCAAAUUCAAACUGAAUAAAACAGAGACCUUACUUGCCAAUGUGAAAUAUCAUGUACACAAAUUUGUAGAUUGUGGAGGUGCCUUGAUUCUAAGUAACCUCAACAUGUCUGAUUCCUUCACUAGCUUUUUUCCUGCCACUCCAAAUUCCACCCAUGAUUCCCAUGCUCCUCUUAAUAUGACUACAAUCUCCUCAAUAGCCCAACAACCAUGUUGUAUUUGCAACCAUUGCAGCAAUCUCCUCACCUUCAAUCACCAUGUUGCUCAUGUUGUAGCAGAGGAAGGGUCAUCAAGCAAUGGAGGGUCCCAUUUGCAGCAACAGCACAGCUCUAGGUGGAGUCCAACACCAUUACAGAUAUUAGUCCUUGAGGAAUUGUACAGGCAAGGCAUGAAGACACCAUCAGCUGAACAAAUCCAGCAAAUCGCUUCGCAGUUGCGCCGGUUUGGCAGGAUCGAAGGGAAAAAUGUGUUCUACUGGUUCCAGAAUCACAAGGCGAGGGAGCGCCAGAAGCGUCGCCGCCGUGAGAUGGAGGGAAAUGUUGCUGCUUCUGGUACACAAGGGUUAAAAGAGACAGGUUCUGGUGUAAAAGAGGCAAAGAAGUGGGCAUCCACUUCAAACUGCAGUGGACAUGCAGAGGAAUCAGCUGCACUGGAAAUUAUAGCAGAAAAGGGAUCUAUUGAGUUGGCUCAAUUAGCAGAAAUACAAGCUAAGUGCCAAAAUAUGGAAAUGCCUUUUUUCCUUCCCAUUUCAAUGGAAGCUACAACUUCAGAAUCAGCACAAUGCAGACCACGCCACACACAACUUUUGACCCAUGAGACCUAUAAUUUAACAUCUGUGCUCAAUAGAGAAAGUUAUUUCAGCUAUUAUAAUGAAGAAAAUGAAGAUCCUAGGACACUAGACCUUUUUCCAGUUAAGAGGGAUGACCAAGAUGGCAACUGUUUCGAUGAGAAGAAAUCUAUGUUCUGUGCCAAUGCUUCCAUGGACUCUGAAGUCAAUUCCAACCAGUUUUAUGAGUUUCUUCCUCUAAGAAACUGAAAAAAGCUGGUAUAUACCAUGUGAUUUUAGAAUAUGUAUGCAGUUGCUAAACCUUUUUUUUUUUUGCUACAAUGACUAAUUUAUAAUAUGCAUGACAUGUCUAUUUUUGUUGGGACUCGCAAAUCUUUGGUUCCUUAUUCUCUCUUGCUACUUCAUGUAGAAAUGACCAAACCUGGGAAUUUGAUUGAACCAAACA
Messenger RNA from Lotus japonicus, 1619 nucleotides. Its product is annotated as WUSCHEL-related homeobox 6-like. The transcript is spliced from 4 exons. Gene Ontology annotation, biological process: plant organ development. The record is from RefSeq and is a predicted model, not a curated record. Lineage: Eukaryota; Viridiplantae; Streptophyta; Magnoliopsida; Fabales; Fabaceae. Gene Ontology annotation, molecular function: DNA binding; DNA-binding transcription factor activity. Bases 494 to 1423 code for a protein of 309 amino acids.